Molecule: messenger RNA, 591 nt
Organism: Trypanosoma rangeli
Lineage: Eukaryota; Euglenozoa; Kinetoplastea; Trypanosomatida; Trypanosomatidae
Product: cytoplasmic translation machinery associated protein
Exons: 1
Coding region: 1-591 (196 amino acids)
Biological process (GO): formation of translation preinitiation complex
Molecular function (GO): RNA binding
Source: RefSeq, a predicted model, not a curated record
AUGUCGUCAGCGGAUUUGUUUAAGAAGUUUACUCUGCAGAAUGUUGCACAAAUUGCGAACAUCAGCCAUAAGGAGCAGUCGCAGGUGCGAAAGGAUUUGGCGGAGCAGUACCCGCAGCUGGAAGAAUUUUGGGAAGAGAUAAUGCCCAAAAAGUCGGAUGUCAUGCUGGUGCGUUGCCACGAUCAGGUCCACUGCGUCACGCUUGUCAGUGCGCAACCGGAGGUACUUUUCUUUAACCACCACAAUGGGCCCUACAUCCCACACCUGAAACUUCUUCACAAGUACCCCUUCAUACUUCCACGCCACCAAGUUGACAUUGGGGCCUGCAAAUACGUCGUCUCGGGGGCAAACAUCAUGUGCCCAGGACUCACCUCCAACGGGGGUUACAUCACGCCGAACAUUCCUGCCGGGCAGGUGGUGGCGGUGUACGUGGAGUCCAAGGAGCAUGCCGUGGCGAUCGGAAAGACACUCAUGUCCUCGGAAGAAAUUGAGAGGGUGAAUAGCGGCCCCUGCAUCGAAAACAUCCACCACUUGGGAGACGGCCUUUGGAUGAAUCGUGUAUUAAGUGCCUCGCACAUUGGGGCCCGCUGA